CACUUGCAGACAAAGCUGAAUAUUGCUGUUCUGGGGCCUUCUCCCAGCCUUACAUUUCAGCUCACCCUCUUCAGCUGCCUAGGUCAUGGCUCUGCUAUUCUUCUUGAUCCUUGCCUUUUGCACUGGACCUGCCCUCCUAGAGUCCUCAGCCAGAGUGCGACUGGUGAGAGGUCCACAUCGCUGUGAAGGACGGGUGGAAGUGGAACGGAAUGGCCAGUGGGGCACCGUGUGUGAUGACGGCUGGGACAUGAAUGACGUGGAUGUGGUGUGCCGGGAGCUGGGCUGUGGAGCAGCCUUGAAGACACCCAGUGGUAAUUUAUAUAAGCCAUUGGCAGAAGAAGACCAAAAAGUCCUCAUCCAAUGGGUCAACUGCAGUGGGAUGGAAAAUGAACUGACUGAAUGUGAACAAGUGGAAGAUGUUUUUGAUUGCACCCACAAGGAGGAUGCAGGGGCGAUGUGUGAGAAGUCUCCACCCAGAGUGCGACUGGUGGGAGGUCGACAUCACUGUGAAGGACGGGUGGAAGUGGAACGGAAUGGCCAGUGGGGCACCGUGUGUAAUAACGGCUGGGACAAGAAAGGCGCACAUGUGGUGUGCCGGGAGCUGGGCUGUGGAGCAGCCGUGGGGACACCCAGUGGUAAUUUAUAUAAGCCAUUGGCAGAAGACCAAAAAGUCCUCAUCCAAUGGGUCAACUGCAAUGGGAUGGAAAAUGAACUGACUGAAUGUGAACAAGUGGAAGAUGGUUUUGAUUGCCCCCACAAGGAGGAUGCAGGGGUGAUGUGUGUGCUUCCAGAGACUGUGCGGCUGUUUGGUGGCCCUGGACGCUGCAAGGGGCGAGUGGAGGUGAAGCACCAAGGGCAAUGGGGCACUGUGUGCAAAGCAGGCUGGAAUCUCUCAGCUGCGAAGGUGGUAUGCCGGCAGCUGGGUUGUGGGAAGGCUAUAUUGACCAAAAGAUGCUGCAACAGGGACACUCAGGGCAAGAAUUUCAUCUGGCUGAGCGAGGUGUCAUGCUCAGGAGAAGAAGAAAGCCUUCAAGAUUGCCCUUCUGCUCUCUGGGGGGAGAAUAACUGCACCCAUGCUGACGACAUGUGGGUUGAAUGUGAAGAUCCCUUUGACUUGAGGCUGGUAGAAGGAGACACCCUCUGCUCUGGGCGACUGGAGGUGCUGCACAAGGGCGAAUGGGGCUCUGUCUGUGAUGAUGGCUGGGGAAAAAAGGAGGAGCAAGUGGUGUGUAAGCAACUGGGCUGUGGGAAGUCAACCUUUCUGUCCUCUAAAGCUCGGAAAAAAUUUGUCCCUGGAGUUGGCCGCAUCUGGUUAGAUGAUGUUCGUUGCUCGGGGAAGGAGCAGUCCCUCGAACACUGUCAGCACAGGUUCUGGGGGCAUCACAACUGCAACCACAAGGAAGAUGUGGCCGUGAACUGCUCAGAACAGUCGUCUGGCCUUCUUCAUGUUUCCCCUGACCCCCUCAGGCCCUGAAUGUCCUUUGCUUUCUCCUGGGCCUGAACAGCCUGGCAUGAGCAUUGAGCCUGCAGGCUUAGCUACCGCUCCCUCGGUCCCUCAGCAGGAGUCUGAAGACUCUACUUACACUUUGCUCUCUGGGCCAAGCACCCCUAUCGUUGCCUGGAGAUAGGUGUUGUUGAGUUCUCUCUUGCUGGGGAAGAUGAGCUCCCAGUUGCCCUCUCCUCACUGCUGACCCUUUGACAUUGGUUCUGGCCUCUCCUACGUCUUCUCAACCAGCCUGGGAUCCCCAGGCCUGUUACUUUGACCGCUACAGGCCAUUUCCAAGACAAGAUCUAUGUCUGUAAAGAACAUGGAAGGAAUGAGACAACAAAAGGAACAUUUGAAGGGGAAUAUGCGUCAACAAUUACAUGAAACUUGGGGGAAAGCUUAGAGUCUUUUUGAAUGUUUUUUCUUAAACUUCAGGUGAUCACAACAGUUAACAUCUCAAUAUUCUCCUGUUCUCUGAUGAGAGUAAACCAUUCUUUCAAGAGCAGAGCAGUAUCCUGUAAUCCCAGACCUUUUCACGACACUUGGAAAAAAAAUAUCACAUUCCCUGAAUGCCCAUAAUAAAAUAUCUUUGUUAACCAUACCUAUACAACUUGCCAACAUGGUGUACAUUGAACAAGAAGAGUCUCACAAAUGCAUUUUAAAUUAUCCCAGGAAAAAUGUAUUGGCCAUGGAGCAGCCACUAGGAGAAGGGAAAGGAAGAGAUGCUGAAAGAGUCUGGGGAGGUCCAGAGCUGUGCCUCAUGCCAACCAGAUGAUAUCAUUUUAAUUUUGUCAACUCAGACUUUAGGGUCUGCAAAUCUGAGGCAAGACAGAGUGAUACUAAGAAGAGAAUCAUGACAAUUCUAAAAAUUGACAGCUUUAGACCCUGAGGCUGAGUCGAGUACCUGUAAUAUGCCUACAUUUAUGCUUUCUAAUAAAGUAGAUUGCA
Molecule: messenger RNA, 2434 nt
Organism: Hippopotamus amphibius kiboko
Lineage: Eukaryota; Metazoa; Chordata; Mammalia; Artiodactyla; Hippopotamidae
Gene: CD5L
Product: CD5 molecule like
Exons: 7
Coding region: 86-1474 (462 amino acids)
Cellular component (GO): membrane
Source: RefSeq, a predicted model, not a curated record